Molecule: messenger RNA, 2569 nt
Organism: Vombatus ursinus (common wombat)
Lineage: Eukaryota; Metazoa; Chordata; Mammalia; Diprotodontia; Vombatidae
Gene: CREB3L1
Product: cAMP responsive element binding protein 3 like 1
Exons: 12
Coding region: 175-1755 (526 amino acids)
Biological process (GO): regulation of transcription by RNA polymerase II
Molecular function (GO): cAMP response element binding; DNA-binding transcription factor activity, RNA polymerase II-specific
Source: RefSeq, a predicted model, not a curated record
CCGUCGCCCCCAGCCAGACGAGACCCCAAGGUUGCCGGGUGCUUGCUGGAGAGCUGCCAGCCUGAAGGCGAGCUUGGUGGCCUGGACGCGCCGCAGCGCUGGACUGACUGAGCCGGGCAGGAAAGGGGGUGUUCUGUCCGCAUCACCUCCCGGGGGCCCCCGAAGCCAGACACCAUGGACGCCGUAUUAGAACCCUUCCCAGCAGACAGGCUCUUCCCAGGCUCCAGCUUUCUGGACCUGGGAGAUCUGAACGAGGCGGAUUUCCUGAGCAAUGCGCACUUCCCAGAGCACCUGGAGCACUUCUCAGAAAACAUGGAGGACUUCUCCAAUGACCUCUUCAGCAGCUUCUUUGAUGACCCCAUCCUGGCUGAGAAGAACCCACUGUUGGACAUGGAGCUGGACCCACCCACCCCGGGCAUCCAGGCGGAGCACAGUUACUCCCUGAGUGGUGACUCAGCCCCCCAGAGUCCCCUCAUCCCAGUCAAGACAGAAGACAGCCCAAGAGAGCUGGAGCACGGAGCAUGGGCCCUGGGGCAUAAGCUAUGUGCCAUCAUGGUGAAGCAGGAGCAGAACCUGGGGCCCGAGCUGCCCGGAGACCAGCUGGCAGCCCCCUCAACGGUUGUGCUCCCAGGCCCAGUCAGCACCACCUCCGCCGACAUGCCAAUGUUUAACCUCGGCCCACUCACCCGGCUGCCUGCCCCCCAAGAGGCCCCUGGAGAGAUGACACAGACGCCUGUGAUCAAGGCUGAGCCCAGGGAGGUGAAUCAUUUCCUUGAGGUGCCUACAGAUGACUUGGUACAGAUGCCACCGACGCCCCCGAGCAGUAACGGCAGCGACAGCGACGGUUCCCAGAGUCCCCGAUCUCUGCCGCCAUCCAGCCCGGCCCGGCCCACGGCUCGUUCGUCCGCGGCCAUCUCUUCCUCUCCCCUCCUCACUGCCCCACAUAAGCUCCAGGGAACAUCCGGGCCACUGCUCCUGACAGAGGAAGAGAAACGUACUUUGAUUGCAGAGGGCUACCCCAUCCCCACCAAACUCCCCCUCACCAAAGCUGAGGAGAAGGCCUUAAAGAGGGUCAGGAGGAAAAUCAAGAAUAAGAUAUCUGCUCAAGAGAGUCGCCGGAAGAAGAAGGAAUAUGUGGAGUGCCUAGAGAAGAAAGUUGAGACAUUCACAUCAGAGAAUAAUGAGCUAUGGAAGAAGGUGGAAACCCUGGAGAAUGCCAACAGAACCCUUCUCCAGCAGCUACAGAAGCUCCAGGCCCUGGUGACAGGCAAGCUCUCCAGACCUUACAAGAUGGCUGCCACCCAGACAGGGACCUGCAUCAUGGUGGUGGUGCUGUGUUUCGUCCUGGUGCUGGGCUCCAUCAUGCCGUGCCUCCCCGAGUUCUCCUCCGUGUCCCAGACAGUGAAGGAGGCUCCCCUCCCAGCUGCCAGUGUCUACACAGCCAGCCAGAUGCCAUCCCGAAGCCUCCUGUUCUAUGAUGAGGGGGCCAGUUCGCUGGAGGAUGGCUACAGCUCCCUGCUGCCUGUGGAACCCCCGGAGGGCUGGGAGACCAAGCCAGGUACCCCUGAGGAACAACAGCCCCAAGAUCAUCUCUCCCACGGCCACCUGGCCAGCUCCCACGAGGCCACCAAGUACCUGAGCAAGUCCCACCUAGAGGCCCCAGAUGGGAACGACACCCGCCCCGACUUCAUCCACCCCAAGGAGCGGUUCCAUGAGAGAGAGACGCAUCCAAACGGCACCACAACAUACUUGUAGCACCCACCAGAGCCCAGGAUACAGCCUGGACCCCAAGCCACUCAGAAGAAGGGGGACCUUACUCAACACUCCCAAUCUGAUCCACAUCCCUGCCCACAACCAGCCCCUCCUUCUCUUCCCUGGUGGGUCCUGCCCACCCCAGGCAGGAGAUUCUGGAAGGAUGGCACGAGGGCAGGCAGGGGAGAGGGAGAAGAGGAAGCAGAAGGCCAUCCUGGCCUUGGAACAUGUCCCUUCUCCCAGGGCCCCUGCAGCCUCUCCUAGGUGGGGGUCCACUCUCACCCAUCACCACUACAAUUGAACUGUCCACUAGUGAGGAGUUCUCAAUUUUCUCUCCUCCCUCCAUCCCUGGUUCAGCCUUGAUGUUCCCUCCCUCCUAGCCCCAGGGACCCUGUCCUCUGGGCCAGAGGGGAGGGGCAUAAACCCUCCCUCUGGGGCUGGAUUGUAUAUAAGCAUCAUCAUCACAUUCCCCAGCCCCCUCCCUCUUCCUUCUCAUCCCUCAUCCUUCAUCUCAGCCCUCUAGGUAGAAGGAGGUUGGAAAGUGUCCAUCCCUUUCCUCUCUUAGGCCACUUUCUCUCCCAGGGUAGGGCCCCAAAUCCACCGGGGGAGGGGGGAGGGAAGCCUGCCUAGAGAGUCCUGGCCUUGGAGAUGGAAUGAGACAAGGGAGGUCCCUUUCCCGCCUUCUCCCCUCCCCCCACCCCGACCGGCGGCCUCCUGGAGAACUCUUAGGCAAAGCUGUUCCCUUACAUAAGGGAGGAACUUUUCCUAGGACUUCUCCAGGUACUGAUGCCCUUCUCCCCCCCCCCCCCCCCCCCCC